Messenger RNA from Spea bombifrons (plains spadefoot toad), 2593 nucleotides. It is a transcript of the gene ACSL3, whose product is annotated as acyl-CoA synthetase long chain family member 3. Lineage: Eukaryota; Metazoa; Chordata; Amphibia; Anura; Pelobatidae. The coding region runs from base 190 to 2319 and encodes 709 amino acids. The transcript is spliced from 15 exons. Gene Ontology annotation, molecular function: long-chain fatty acid-CoA ligase activity. Gene Ontology annotation, biological process: neuron differentiation; long-chain fatty acid metabolic process; long-chain fatty-acyl-CoA metabolic process. The record is from RefSeq and is a predicted model, not a curated record. Gene Ontology annotation, cellular component: plasma membrane; lipid droplet; endoplasmic reticulum.
GCGUGGUUGCGCGUCACGCUCGACUGUACGAUUUCACGGCAGUGUCACCGGCUGCGGCCAGCACCUUGUGCGUGUGUGUCCUGCGUACAUCAUUAUAACAGCUAUCAGCAGCCGGGGCGCCUUGCCCUCCCGCCAUCGCGGUAAAGUUACCUGUUCGUGACCACCAUCUACAGAUCCCAACCGUUUAAAAUGCAGAUAAAGGAAGAUAUAAAUCCGGUUCUUCUCUACCUUUUACGUUUCCUGAUGUGGCUGUACGACGUCAUCAGCUUCGUGCCGUGGUUCUUGCUCUCUGGUGCUAGACAGCGGCAGAUACGUGCAAACCGCGUGAAGGCCAGGCCCAUCAAUGACACUCCCGGUAGUCCUUUCCGGUCGGUGGACAGCUUCCAUAGUCUAGCAUCCUCCUUGUAUCCGGGCUGUGAUACUCUUGAGAAAGUUUUCAAGCAUGCUGCUGACGUUUUCCAGAACAAGAGCUGCCUUGGAACCAGAGAGGUACUGAGUGAAGAGGAUGAGGUCCAGCCUAAUGGAAAGGUCUUUAAAAAGGUGAUCUUAGGAAAAUACAACUGGACGACCUACGAGGAGGUGUACUUGCUAGCGUCUCAGUUUGGAAACGGACUUGCUGCGCUCGGGCAGAAACCCAAAGCGAACAUUGCGAUUUUCUGUGAGACCCGAGCAGAGUGGAUGAUGGCCGCGCAGGCCUGCUUCAUGCACAACUUCCCACUUGUCACUCUGUAUUCAACACUAGGAGGACCUGCCAUCGUCCAUGGACUUGUAGAAACAGAGGUUACUCACAUAAUUACCAGUAAGGAGCUCCUCAACACCAAGCUGAAGGGCAUUCUUCCUCAAGUCCCUCUUCUAAGACACAUAAUCCUUGUGGACGGCACCAGCACGCAGCCUGCAGAUCUAACAAAAAAUAUUACUUUGAACAGCAUGGCUACCGUGCAGGCACUGGGAGCAAAGCAAUCAAAGCAGCGGCAGUCCUCCCCGCUACCGAACGACAUUGCCGUCAUCAUGUACACGAGUGGCUCCACCGGCAUUCCCAAAGGAGUGAUGAUCUCCCACAGUAACCUAAUAGCUGGCAUUACAGGCAUGGCUCAGAGGAUCAACAAUCUGGGGGAAACCGAUACAUACAUUGGAUAUUUGCCCUUGGCCCAUGUGCUGGAGCUGAGUGCAGAGCUUGUCUGCCUUUCGCGUGGUUGUCGUGUUGGGUACUCAUCACCACAAACUCUCUCAGAUCAGUCAACAAAAAUCAAGAGGGGCAGCAAGGGUGAUGCAUCAGAACUUCGGCCGACCCUCAUGGCAGCUGUCCCUGAAAUCAUGGACCGAAUAUACAAGAACGUCAUGAGCAAAGUGGCUGCUAUGAGUCCGGUACAGAAAGGUCUCUUCUCUUUGGCUUACAACUACAAGAUGAAGCAGAUUUCCAAGGGCUACAGCACUCCGCUGUGUGAUAGGAUUGUGUUUCGGAAGGUGAGGAGGUUACUAGGGGGGAAGGUGCGAGUUUUGCUGUCUGGCGGAGCGCCGCUUUCUGCUGCCACCCAGCGCUUCAUGAACAUUUGCUUCUGCUGUCCAGUGGGCCAGGGCUAUGGUCUGACAGAGACCUGCGGAGCCGGUACCAUUGCAGAAAUGUGGGACUACAGUACAGGCAGAGUCGGAGCCCCACUGGUCUGUUGUGAAAUAAGACUCAAGAACUGGGAAGAAGGUGGCUAUUUUAACACUGAUCAACCAUGUCCACGCGGAGAGAUUCUGAUCGGCGGCUCUAAUGUCACGCUGGGAUACUACAAAAAUGAGGAGAAGUCCAAAGAAGAGUUUUUCGUUGACCAAAAUGGACAAAGAUGGUUCUGCACUGGAGACAUUGGGGAGUUUCAUGAAGAUGGCUGUCUGAAAAUCAUUGAUCGGAAGAAAGACUUGGUGAAGCUUCAGGCUGGAGAAUAUGUCUCUCUUGGCAAAGUGGAGGCUGCCCUGAAGAACCUUCCUGUCGUGGACAACAUAUGUGCAUAUGCAAACAGCGACCAGUCCUAUGUGAUCGGAUUUGUGGUGCCGAACCAAAAGGAAUUGUUGAGCCUGGCAGGGAAGAUAGGAGUGCAAGGAAGCUUUGAGUCGCUCUGUAACAACCCUGCCAUGGAGAAGGAAGUGCUAAAGGCUCUGAAAGAGUCUCCUGCUGCAGCUACCCUUGAAAAGUUUGAAGUUCCAGCAAAGAUCCGUCUAGUAGCAGAACCCUGGACUCCAGAGACAGGACUGGUGACUGAUGCCUUUAAGCUGAAACGCAAAGAACUCAAAAGCCAUUACCAAGAUGAUAUAGAGAGGAUGUACGGAGGGAAAUGAGAUCUACACGCCCUCCCGAUGCAUCUUGGAUUUUGCAGUUGGAAUGAUUAGUAACUUAUUCUCUUUGCAGGCUUCUCUUGCAGCUGUGGGGUCCAGUAGCCUUUGAAACAUUCAAACAGCCCACUGGACCUGAGAUUGAAAACUUGAAAUUCCCAGAAUUAUUAUACCCAAACCCCAUAAGGGGGAAAAAAAACUGUCUAGUGAAAUGUAGGAUACACCAUUGUUCUUCAUCGUUGUUGUUGACUUUCAGUAUAAAGGUUUUUUAUUCUCUGUA